AUGCUCAACCAAGAUCGAGUCAAGCUACCAUGCGCUCAAAAAACUCCGGAACAAGAAACACGGGUUCCCGGUCAAAGCGUCGGACCAAGACUGGCGGUCAACGAGGUCGCGCGCGACGCCGCGAAAACCGGUCGCAGGCGCCGGUACGCCCCCCGCGCGGGCGGGGAAUCGUACUACAAUCGAGCGCCCAGUCGCGCCGCGCCAUCUAGCGCGAACAACAACUGGGUGCGCAACGCCACGGCGUCGUCGGUGGAGGGCCGAGAGGGUGCGGGCGAGGCCGAGGCGCCGCCCGCGCCCGACGCGGAGGCGCCCGCGCGUCGCCGCCGCCACCGCCCGCUCUACCGCCGGCUCUUCCACUAUGUCCGCACCGCGUGGACCGGUGUCAAGUUCGCACUAGACUCAGAACUCGAGGAGUUGGGUGAACAGCUGCCCCGGUACCGGCCGGACUCGAUCGCGGCGCUGCGGCGACUGACUCGCUUCACGGAGCCCGAGCUCAAACGGCUGUACCGGGGGUUCAAGGCGGAGUGCCCCACCGGCGUGGUCCGGGAGGAGACCUUCAAGCUUAUCUACUCACAGUUCUUCCCACAGGGUGCCAACACGGCGCAAUACGCACACUACGUGUUCAACACAUUGGACCAAGAUCGGAGCGGGCUGCUAAGUUUUGAGGAGUUUGUUACGGGUCUUUCAAUAUUAUCAAGAGGUACUUUAGAGGAGAAGUUGCGGUGGACAUUCUCGUUGUAUGACAUUAACGGCGACGGAUACAUAACAAAGGAAGAAAUGACGGAAAUUGUGACUGCAAUCUAUGACCUAAUGGGCAAAAUCGUAGAGCCGAUGGUUGAUGAUGAAGUAGUCCGAGACAAGGUGGAAAGGCUAUUCCAGAAAAUGGAUUUGAACCGCGACGGGGUACUAACGCUGGACGAAUUUCUCGACUGCUGUUUGCAAGACGAAGGCAUUUCCCGAUCCAUGGGCGUCUUCGACAGCAAUUUCUGACGCCCUGCAAACGCGCGCGCCUUUCGUCGCCGUGCUGUAUAAGUUACCCACCACCACAAUUUGUAAUACCACCGCCACCCUCGCAAUUUUUAAUCAAAGUCCAUAAACAAUCAUAUUUUCAAUCUGCGUCUUGACAAAACACUGUGUCUUGUAAAUACUUGGACGUAAGUUGUAAUUUCUGUACGUACGUAGCCACCGCGCGGUUAGUUGGUGGUGUGACCUUCGCUUUAGAUCGUUGAAGCGAAAGAUGAUAAGAAUAGCUUUAUUCGCGAUCGUGUAUUCAGAAAAAGAUGGCAAUAAUGCAAUAAGAAAGAUGUAAAAAAUGUUAAAAAAAAUAUUUCUUUCUACCAUAACUAAAAAAUAAACGUUAAACUACAAUGAAGGUAUUUGAAAAAUAAUAAGUGCAUAAAUAGAUUUUUAGGCAUCUUAAAAGACUAGAUGUUUGUGUGCAUACCUAUAGUCUAAGAUCCGAAUUAGAAACUCAUCCCACCCAUCUGUUAACUUGAUAAAAAGUUUUUAAAUUUAAAACAUUUAUUACGAGUAAGUUGCCAAAAAAUUCCUGAUGAUUUGUAGCUGCGCGCGACCGUUGAUAAUAAAGGUUUGACCAGGAUUGAUUUAGCAACUUACUACAUAACUGACUUACUCGAAAAUAUCUUUUAAAUCUAAGUACCUACCUACUCAAUUUUCUAUUUUAAUUAUUUUUCAUUCAUUAAACAGAUAGGUGAAGGUCGUUUCUAAGUUUCAACAUCUGGAUUAAAAAGGUCUCAAGAGGAAAUAUUUGUGUACAAACUACGAAUGUAGAAAUAAAUUAAUGCAUAUAAAAAGUGCAUUGUCCAAUGUUGUGGCAUAUAGCAGUGUCCUAUAAUAUCCAAAUUGUGACUUAAAAUUAAUUUCGUAUAAUAAUAGGUAGGUAUUUAAUAAUAAUAUGAAUAUGAAGCUGUGCCGUAAUAAAUUAAAUAUUUCUAAAAUAGAUAAACAUGAAAAAAACAAUUAGAUUAGAAAAUGGAAUUCCUCUGUCAAAAUAAUUCGAUUUCAGUUACAUUCUAAAAUGUUCUAAGAAUUAAUUGUCGUCAAACUAAACAUAAACAUAGGAUAGAAAAUUUUAAAAGUCUUUACAUAGAAAAUCACAGAACUUUGAUGACCUUGACCUUGAAACUUUUAACCUAAUUGAAAUCGUAGUUCUUCGUAAACAAUUCGUAAUAACUAUAUUCAAAAAUUUUAACUUUAACGGCAUGUGAUCGAUAUUUCAGAUGUCUUUUACUGGUUUCAUGGCUCUGGAAUGAUGGAAUCUAUGUUGUUUCAUUUACUUUCUUACUAUAUUAAAGAGUGUUAUGAGUCAUUUGCGGCGUUAAUAUUGAAAAACGAAGAAAACAAGCAACGAAAUACAAAAGUUUCGAACGACCAUUGCUUGUCCUAAUCUGCACUAAUUUUAUUAAACAACGUUUGUUAAAGCUACUCGUAACUGUACAAACGGACUGUGCGUAUUCUGUUUGUGCAGUUUUAUCGUUGCCGUGUGGACUGUUCAUUAAUGAAAGUUAAUAAAUUAAAGGUUUCCCGACCAAUAUAAUAAAAAAAGUAAAAAUGAUGUUCUAUCUAUAGCUGGAUUAUUUUUGGGUUUAGAUAUAUAGACCUUAAACCUAAAUAUAGGUUGAUUGAUGAAUCAAAUAAUAAAAAUGUCGUUACUGUCAUUCAUAAAAAUGUUGCCAAGUGCAAACACAGCCUAAAACUAUUAGAUACAUGUUGGUAUAAAUGGGUCGUAAAAAAGUUUCAUAAUUUUCUUAAAAAGGACAUAGGUAAUUCAUAGAAGAUUAACUUGUAUCCAUAUUUAGCCUUUACGAAAGUUAUAGGUACCUUAGUUAAAAACAAAAAACGAGACAUAGUUCAAAUAACAGAAGGACCCUAAAAAGAGUUUAUAUAAUAUAAUUCUUGAAACCUGUCAAAAAAGAUAUUUCUUAUAAUUUAUAUAUAGAUAUUAUCAUGAUUGUGGAGACGUAGUAAUAAAAAUGGGAAAUAGGUAGGUACCUACUGUUAAUAGUUUCAGAUACAUAUUUCGCUCGCGGCAAGAUCAUAAAAUAUUAUUAAAAGCUUACAAUAUAUUUUGCCCAGAUUGUCAAACUUUUAUUAAAAUACUAUAAAUUACGGUAUGGCUUUAGCCCAGUAUAGCCUAACCAGAAAAUAAACCUAGAUUAAAGGCGCCACGAGUACUUUUUACCAGUUUGUACUUAAUUCUAGUAGAUUAUAUAAGUUUUGUUAUUUGCCUGCAACAAAAUACUAGGUACGAGGUAUUUUGUUUUUAUUUUCUGGCUAUAAUAAGUAGUGAAGAGAAAGAUUUGAUAUUAUAUUUCUUUCCUCCUUUAAACCAGAAAAAAUAAAAAUCCUUGCCAUAAUGCCGAAAUAUGAACUAAUUUUUGUUUCUUUUCUUUUUCUUAAACUGGCUAUAUAGCUAUUAAGUUCUAGCUCUUUUGAGCCUUAACUAAUUAUUUCUCCUAGCAAACGAAGCAGACACUAAAAAGUAUUUAUGGAGUCCGAAAUAUCGGUAUUUUAUAUUUCUGAUUGGGCUAUACAUAAGUUUGACCCUAACUCUGUAAGUCUAAUUUGACUUGGUAUCGGGUAGUGAUUGUAAAUCCUAUAAUAAUAAUUCUAUAAUAAUAUAAAUGCAUCCUAGUGCCCAUAAUGAAUAUGUAGAAAAGCCAUCAAACAACUUAUUGGCUGUGUGUACAUCUUAGAUAUUUAUGUAUUACAAUGUGUAGAUAUAAAAGUGUAUGUCUGUCUUCUUCGUAAAAUGGUAUAAGAUGUAUUUCCUACGUACUACCUAGUCCGUGCAAUUUUCGCUUAAAUUUUAUUUUGACACUUGCCUGGUUUUUAUAUUUCGAUAACACCUUCCAAAUAUAUCUGAACUGUUAAUGGAAGGAUAACGAUAUAUUAUUAAAAUUACAUUUAAUUCUAUCCCACCUAGGCUUUUACCCUUGUUUUAAAUUAUUCCGGCCAUUUUUAAAUAGAAUUCUUAGAAUUAAUAAUUUAUUUUAGAGAUAAUAACGUAAUAACUCAGUUAUUGCUGCAAUAAUUUAAAAUCACUAGAUUAGUCAUUAUGUCUUCUAUAUACAUAUGAUAAACGUCACAUGCAACGCUUAUAGUCUACCUUCCUUUCUUUCUAUUGGUCUAACCACUACUUAUUACCGAUUUCCGUAUUCUCCAUUAAUUAUAAUAACAUAACAUGUGUUCAUGUUAGAUCAUAAAUUAGAAAUAAUUCAGAAAAAAAGAUUUUAUUGUCAUUUCGUCGAUGUUAUCGUUAAAAGUAUUAUGUACUUUAGCAACUUUUUUUUAAAAUAGGUAUGUAUGUUUAAUUUAUGAAUUACCAACAGAUAAUUAACAAAAAUAAUAAAUAAACUACAUAAUUAUGUAUAUUAAAAAGCAAGAAAUAAUAUGUUUGUUAAAAAUAAAAUAGUUAAAAAGUAGACCGACCAUUUUUCAUACAUUGCGGGGAAUUUGAUGAAUGAACUGUUUCAAAGUCCAAAUAAGUGUUAUUUAAUUUAAUAGUAAUUUCAGUUAUAGUCUGGCUUAAUUUCAUUUUGAUUGACAAUUGAAUAUUCAAAUUAAAGGCAAAUUAAAAAUAUAAAAAAUUCUUUCACUGUUGGGAAGCUACAAUAUCUCUGAUUGCUAUAGGCUAUUAUAUUUUAAAAAAUAGGGAUCCUUCCUAAAACUCCAAUAACUCAAGGUGUAAAAAUUACCUUAAAUAUUGUUUACAUCGCGUGCGCUGCAAAAACUAUUGACGUUAGAAUAAAAUAAUGUAGUACGAAUUUGCAGAACACGACAUUUUUUACAAAAAGUGUCGCGACAGCAUGUGCCUAACCAUUAUAGUCAAUUAUUUUAUUUAAAAAAAAGUAAUGAAAAUACCGACGUUAGAAAAGGCUCUUUAUUUGUAUCUUGGUAUUAUUUGUAAUCAAAAUAAAUUGCUUUUUAAUUUCAUUCAAGACUGCUUCAAUACCUUUAUUUAACUUUUGAAUUAUUCAGUUCGGACAUUCCAUUCAAAAAAGUUUAAAAAUGUAAACAUUGGAAAAAAAUUGCGUAGUCACCGUUCAACUCAAGAAAGGUUGAACCGAUUUGGAUGAAAAUUAAUGGAGAGAUAGCUUAGAACCAGGAGAAAGACAUAGAGGUAGGGUUGGGUAGGGUAGGGGUAUAGUAGGGGAUGGGGGUAAAAUAUGAUAGUGGUAGGGAAUGAGUCAAAGCGAAUUUGACCGGGUACGCUAGUUAUGAAAUAGAUAAUUUGUCGUUAUUGAUUUUUUUCUGUAACAUGCUUGGCCCAAAAUGGUCGGUCUCCUUUCGAUAUCUCUAAUGCCUAUUUACAAUCUGAUCACAUAAGGGAAUUGGCUUUAUUUCUGCGAAAUACGUAUGUGCAAAUAUUAUAUCAUGCACAUAAAGAUUUUAAUUAAAAUUUAUUAUAAGAAUAUUUGACUUAGUUAUGUUUUUUUAUCUGGAAGGAACAUCACGAUCAUAAUACAGCUUUCUUAUUACUUAAUGACUUUUAAAGUCUUUAGGUAAUUACAUAAUUAUUUUUAAUAACCAAUAUUUAUUUUAAUUCCGUUUCGCCCUGUCAUAGUUUUUUAGUUUUUAUUAUAUGUUUUUUUGUAAAUUGGAGAAGAAUCUACGGGUAGGUACAGGAGUUACUCGCUUAGAUGCGAGUUUACUUUAUUUCAUCUCUAAUAGCUCUUAUUCUGAUAGGAAAUAGUUGCUAAAAGUAUAAUUUCACAUUAUUUAAUCGUUUUCAAUAAGCCUAUUGGUUGCACUAGUAUCUAUAUUUGCAAAAGCAGUAGCUCUACGAUUCCACCAUGUAAACACGAAUAGGGAUGAUGACAGUUUUUUAAAUAGUAUAUAAAUUAAGAGUAUACUAAUAGCAAAGCAAUUUUGUAAAAGCAAUAGGGUAUCUGCGAUCAUUACUUUCGGAGCUACAGGGAUUUAAAGGGUCAGACUUGCGGCGUUGCCGCGGUUCCCUGAAAAACGCUCCAUACAAAAUGGCACGAUUUAGUGACGUCGUUGGCUCGCUGAUCGUUAGGUUUGUAUGGGCGUUCAAACAAAAUUACUAAUAUCUUUGUUAUUUGUGCGUUUAUGUUUAUAGUUCAUUUAUUGAAAGAUGUCACAUUUAAUGUAAGGAAGCUAAAACUGUAUGAAUUUUCAUCUAAUUACGAUAAAAAAAAUUUAAUAGAUUUUGAAAUUUUAUAAUCUUAUUUAUUUUGCAAAUAUCCAGACAAUCUUUGCUUUUUAUGUAUAAAUUAGUUAACAUUGACUUUAUUUACCCGAAUGUAUCAUAAAAAUCAAUAUAUUCAAACCUAGUCAUCAUCCCCAUUAAAAGAUACAAUCAUACCUAAAUGAAUAAAAACGUCCUAAGAUUUAUAAGCACAUGAAAAAAAAUAUAACACUGCCAAUACGUUAAAAAAGUUAAGUAGGUAUUUGAUAUCUAAGUACCUACUCUUAUUGUCUUAGACAACGCAAUAUUUUCGUUUUAAAUGGUUAGGUUGAAAUUCGUGCUGUCGAAUAGUUAUGGUAAAAAUCAUUAAACCUAUGAUGAAGAGGUAAGAGUGGUAGUAAAUAGGUAUGUACAUUACGGGUAGGUAAGUUAUACCUUAAACAAUCAUAUACCUAUGUUCAUGCAUGCGUAUAACAAAAUCCCUAAAAGGUAUAUAAAAUCGGCUGAUUUCGAAAUAUCAAUCAAUUUUAUCUUACCUACUCCUAUACCUACAUUAAAACAUGAAAAUGUAUGUAUUUACUACCCACUCUUUACUCUUUGGGAGCAUAUCUUAUUUAAAAAUAAAUUAAAAAGUAGGUGCCUAUCAUAAUAACUACUUGUAUCUUAUGAGUAAACCCACCCCUAAGAAUAUACAAAGAUUUAUUUUAAUAUUGAAUUAAUAUUUCACAAAUAUGAUACUCCAGCUUCUUAUUUAAAUAUCCGUCAAAAUAUUUUUGCGCCUGCAAAUCAUCAAACGAGUAUUUUCUAAGAUGAGAAUAUUUCAUUACAAAUGUAAAUAAUAAAUAUUUAAAUGUAAAUAUAAAUUUGACAUAAUUAAAUGUAUAUUUUCAUAGUGGAUGUUAAAUGGAACCAAAUAAUUAGACGGCUUAAUAAAUAUCGUUUAAAUAAUUACCUAAUCAUGAUAAUAAAUGUUAAAAUGUCUACUGUUUGUGCUAAAAUAAAAAGUACCUACAUAGUGUAAAUUUUGGUCCAUUUCCAAUUUUCUAUUAGUUUGUUUUUAUUUUUUAAUGCUAUUUCAACUGUAAAAUUUUAUUUCAACCAUAAUAUUCUAUCCUCCGAAAAUAUAAAAAUAUUGGUCGAGCUUACCUACAUAGAUAAGAAAUUUAUGUGUCUUCCUAAACUGUUCCCUUUAUGAGAUCUAAUAUUCUGAAGACCUUGUUCGUUUUUAUUUUAUUGGUAAAAUACACGAAAAUCUUAUAAAAUAACUGAAAAUCUGGUAAAAUAACUUGUACAGCUAAAAAACGUGUUUUGUGUUCUUUAAACCCAAUACAAACAUAAGUACCUAUCUUAAGCGUAAAAUUGUGCAAAACUUCGAAACAACUACCUAUUGUAAAUUAUAAAUAAAAAUAAGAAUAUGAAGUAUCUACUUAUCUCUCCUUAUUCUAAUAGAGAAUUUAAAUCAAUACUUAUUUUAAUAAAAUCAUACAGAUUCAAGACAUCUACCUACUAAGAAAAAUAGUCGUACUUUCCUAUAAAGUCUUAACAUUUUAAGUACGAGUAAAUGGUAUACCUACUUAGAGCCUACCCAGCGAAAUAAAAACCUUUAUCCAUAUCUACUAAGCACAGAAAAUGCCUAAAAAAUACUUAUUUGUGGCACUCCGUAUCCAGGUUUUUAUAUUUCUGGUUAGGUUAUUACCUAGAUAUUAUAUGUAGAAACAAAAAAACUGAAGGAAUUAUACAUUAUUAUUAUUAUUUGUCUUGCAACACCUUACAUUUUCAUCUAUAACUUCCAUAAGUACUUUCUUAUGUACCUAUCAAGUAUUUGUACAGUUAAGCGCUUUUACCCACUUAACUGUACAAAUUCAGCACAAAUUAUAUUUUACAUACCUACCUAGCUACCUGUACCUUGUAGGUACCUACUGAUAAAAAUGUUGCGCUAAAUAAGUAUCUAUUUAGUUUUUUGCAAUUCAUAGCCAUAUUAUCUACCUAAGUACCUACUUUUUCAUAUUAUGUCGUGCCAAAAUGUAAAAAAAAAUUAUAGUACGUACGUUUUGCAACAAUUUGUUUUUAUUCCGUAAAAAUCUAUUUAAUUUUCCAUAUGUAGAUAGGUACCUAUUUACCUAUGCUAUUGAUUUAUAGUACCUAAGGAUCUCAUUUUCAUUAUUAUUUAUUUGUGUGAAAACGUGAAAGAUACAUUAUAGUACCUAUCUACCUAUGUUUGUUUUCAUAUUAUAUUUGGUACUAGUAACUUUGAUCGAACACGAAUUCAUAAAGGAAUUUAAUUACUAAAUUCCCUACUAAGCUUCACUAAUUAUUAUUCACUAAGCUUCGUCUAAUUAUUUUAAUGAAUGAAAUGGAUUCCAGUGUUCCACUUUUUCAGUUCCAGCCCGUCCAGAAAAAUAAAAACGCUAUAUUUCCGCAACUAUAAUCAACUUGUGAUGAUAUUUUGAUACGCUUGUCAUUUUUGCAGUUAUCGAAGUGCACACACCACCGUUUGUUUUUUUGUUUAGACAAAUGCACCAAAAACAGCCAGUAUUACUUAAAGUAAAUUAAUAUUUUUGUGUUUCUGAUACAGAUAAUGGUUGAUUCAUUGUCAAAAUUAUUAAAAUUAAAGAAUUAAAUGAUUUUUUUAUUAUAUUUUAUCUCACUAAGUUAAUUUUAUUCAUAAAAUGUUGAGCACUUUUCUGACAUAAAAACUGCCAAGAUUUAAAAAAGUACCGUUGGUUUUUAGACGGAGGUUUUGUAUUACAAUAAGGCACAUGUGCGUAAUAGUAAAGCGAUACUUUAGUAGCAAAUAUGCUAUAAAGUAUAUUAUAAAUAUUUUGAAACUAAUUUCUUUGAAAACAGACUGGUAAAAAUACUAGUGGCGCCACAAUAGAAAUUUUUUUCAUUAUUUAAGGUCGGGCUAUACUUAUACACUUAUUUAUCUAGCUAGACGUAUUUAUGCAUUAUUAAAUGAUAGGUAGGUACGUAAAAUAUUUCAGUUAAUAAAUUAAUUUAUGACUUUCACGAAAUAGUCCUUAUUUUAAAUAACGCCGUUUUUUGACCAAAGCUAAUUACACUGAUUUGACCGUACACUAAUUAUACUGAUUGAUAACAACAUAUCAAUUUACUUUUCAUUCUUUUUGAGAUUCAUUUUUAAUUAGGUAGGCUCUCGUUCUAUAUUUGAUUUUUUCCUCGCCGGGCCAAAAAGUUUACUUGGUACUCCACGGUGGUUUAUUCCACCACCUUUUUGUACUUCAAUACUAAACUUCAAGAAAUAUCUAUAAUAAGGUUUUCGAAUCGUUAAAGCUUUGCGCACAUAAAUCCUUGUUGCAUAGAUCAGCUUGACCUACGAGUACGCAAACCGCUGUUGAUUUGUCGUUGUUAAAAUAUUAUGUAUGUAAUAUAAAGUAAUUUGUACUUACCUAAGAACCCACAAGUUCCAUUGUAUGGUCGGAGACACUAGCAACGUUAAAUAUACCAAUCCAAACGAAGCCACGCGUUUUGAAAAAUAAUCAAAUUUUGGUAUAGUAGAUGUUUUUGAGCAAAAAAAAUGCUAAUUCAUACCAAAACGAGUGACUCGUGACGUUGCGUGAAGUGUCGUAUUGUCGAUAUGAAUGAUUGUGUUAAAAGAAUUCUGUAAAACAAGAUGUGUAUUUAAAUAUUGAAUUGUUUAUUUACAAAUUGUAUGUGUAUUUUCUAGAAAAUAAAUAAAAUAAAGAAAA
Molecule: messenger RNA, 9879 nt
Organism: Bicyclus anynana (squinting bush brown)
Lineage: Eukaryota; Metazoa; Arthropoda; Insecta; Lepidoptera; Nymphalidae
Product: Kv channel-interacting protein 1
Exons: 6
Coding region: 1-990 (329 amino acids)
Molecular function (GO): calcium ion binding
Source: RefSeq, a predicted model, not a curated record